Molecule: messenger RNA, 1910 nt
Organism: Daphnia carinata
Lineage: Eukaryota; Metazoa; Arthropoda; Branchiopoda; Diplostraca; Daphniidae
Exons: 12
Coding region: 282-1829 (515 amino acids)
Biological process (GO): sodium ion transmembrane transport
Cellular component (GO): membrane
Molecular function (GO): ligand-gated sodium channel activity
Source: RefSeq, a predicted model, not a curated record
GAACAUCCAUGUUUCCAAAAGCAGGCAGUUUACAAUUCAGCUUUGUAAGGACAUUCACAACUGGAGAAACAUGUGUGUACCGUUUAUCAACACGGAAAGCUGUUUCAGGAUGCUGGUGAUAUACUUCGCUAUCGAUACUUCUUUGAUGCUAUGGGGUGUAGCGUCUUCGUUCCAGUGCAACAGUAGCUCUAUAAGGCCCAUUACAUUGAAAGGCACUACGAUAAUUGGACGGCUAGCCGCAAGAGAAAUGUCAAUCCGUUUGGUAUCCAUGCCCCAGGUGGAUGACAGUCUUAACUAUGUGGAAGAAGAGAGCAGUAGGCAAUCCUCGGCGCAUUGUUUGGACGAUGGCUAAUACCAAAUCGAACAUAUUUGAGACGUCGGAGAAAGAAGAAGAGGAGAAUUGCGAUUGGACGAAGUUUGCUGGACGAUCGACUUGCGCUGCCGUGAUUCACUUGGCCGAUCAAUCGCAACCGGUGCCUGCCAAAAUCGUGUGGAGGAUCACGUUGGUCGUCGGCAUCGUCCUGACGGCCACCUCCACUUACUUUUCGGCCUCGUCGUUUAUGUCCUUUACGGGACAUAGCGAAAUGAUGUUGCAGACGGAACGAGAUAAUCGCAUCGAGCAUCCCCGAUACCACAUUUGCACUUCCAACACUUUUAACUUGACCAUUCUCAAAGAAAUGGGAUUCGUUGAAGCUGAGAUGAUCUCCUACUUGACGCUGAUGACGUCGCUCUUUGUCGUGUCACCUUCGCUCGUCCGGGAUGUUGAAAGACAACGCCAAUUGGAGACCAAAUUUAAUGAAAUACUCAACGAAAAAGGCAUCGAAGAUGUCGCAGAAAUUCUCCGACUAGCUUUACUCAAAUGCGAAGAUAUCAUCGCCGGUUGCAUCUUGUCGCCAGCCGUUCACGUCGACGGUUUCGAAUGCUGCGCUAAAUUUUUCCCGUUGGGUAGUUUCGUCUCACCGACUGGCGCUUGCGUCACUACGUUCUCCGCUCCACCUAUUAUCCAGCGCAUACCUACAUUGGGAUUCGGUUUGGUUGUACUCGUUAAGGACUUGCGAGUUACGCGCGCAUUGGAUAAUUCCAUCAUCAAUCCGAUUAUGGCUAAUCAGAAAGGAGUGACAUUUUCAGUCACCGACAAGUGGACGGAUCCCAUGGUGGCCUUGCUCAGGGAGCGUCAUUACACUCGCAUCGGACUAUGGACUUCCGUAGCCAUUUCCAGAACAACCAUCAACGAUGAGGAAAUUAUGCACUCGGUCGUAUCUAGAAAAUUGUGCGCCACUCGAGACGGGCAAAACACUUUCCUACAUUUGGUGCCGGCGUUUAAAAAUUACACGCUAGACAAUUGCGUUUAUGCUGCACGUCAAAAGCGCAUUACUGAAAUCAUCAAUUGCUAUAUUAUAACACUGCCCUACAAAGGUAAUCUGCCGCCAUGCCGCCCACAGCAAAUGUUAAACCUCGCGCUCCGGUUUUUUAGCGCUUUCGGAGAAUUGACUGAUCCGAUGUUUGGAGCCGCUAAGGAUUGCGUUACCGAGUGCUGGAGAGAAAAAUAUGAUGUUUCUGCCAGCUACGCCGAUUUGCAAUGGGCGGCUAAUUUCCGAUUCGGCAACUGGACCAUAUCGCCUAAUCAAAGCAAUCAAUUAGCUGCGCUAAAUUUCUUCUACCCGACCUUCACCCAAAAUUUGUUGGUCAAUCAUUACCCAACUAUCAACCAAGGCCUUGGCAUUUUGGGUGGCAAUUUGGGCCUUUUUCUCGGUGCCAGUAUGGUGACGCUGAUUGAACUGAUUGUGUUCUGCUUCAGCUGCUGUUGCCGAACCAAGACAUUCAAAUGAAGAAGGAAAAUGAAAUUGAAUGGAACGAAAUAGUUUAUUGGACAAAAAAUUUCAAAUAAUGUCUGGAAAAAAAGAGAAAGA